Molecule: messenger RNA, 924 nt
Organism: Durusdinium trenchii
Lineage: Eukaryota; Dinophyceae; Suessiales; Symbiodiniaceae
Source: the annotation of a GenBank genome assembly
CGAGGACAAGCUGCGGGUAAAGCCACCUAAGAUGACAGCGAGCAACAAGAUGCUGUACUUCUCUCUGCAAGCCUUGAAGGCUGCCCUGCCCAACGCUGUGGUGAAGGGCAUUCCAUCAACGAAACGAGCAGUUCUGAACAAGAAAGAGACAGGUGAGAAGGUGUCUUACACUUUGCUGGUGGAAGGUUACGGUUUGCGCGAGGUCAUGGCAACGCCAGGGAUCAAUCCCAGCAAGACUAGCUCCAACCACGUGGUGGAGGUGGAGAAGGUCUUGGGAAUCGAAGCUGCACGACGGACCAUCAUGCAGGAGAUCAAAGUCACGCUGGGAGCUCAUGGCAUUUCCGUGGAUGCCCGUCAUAUCCAAAUGCUGGGAGAUUGCAUGACCUAUCGUGGUGCGGUCUUGGGCAUCAAUCGCUUCGGCAUUAGCCGCAUGCGAACCUCCGCCUUGAUGCUGGCCUCCUUCGAGCGCACCACCGAUUUGGUCUUCGACGCUGCGGCACGGCAUCGUGUGGAUCCGAUCAAAGGGGUGAGUGAGUGCAUUAUCAUGGGCUCCACCAUCAACGUAGGCACUGGGCUUUGUAAGCUUCUCUACGACUUUGGGGCAAAUCCGUCCAAAACAGGCGGUCAGACUGGCAGUCCGACUGUUGGCAGCAGCAGUUCUUGGAAGGUGACUCAAGGCCGUGCUCCUCUCCUCAAGAAUUGGCGGAAGCGUGUGAGCUUCGAGGAUAAGGAGAAAUCAUCCAAGGCUCAACGUCUGGAUGAGAAAACAUGAGAAAACAAGCUGAUCCCAUCGCUAGUAGGUUGGAGGCCAUCGCUACUAGGGUGGAGGCGGCGGUCCACGCCGAAGGUCGGGCCAGCUGGGCGACUUGUACAUAGAAUUUGCCGACCGAGACUCGGUGCACAAGAGGGCGUGAGCACGGUGCC